Helianthus annuus (common sunflower) is the source of this 2310-nucleotide messenger RNA. Its product is annotated as protein PAF1 homolog. The transcript has 13 exons. Gene Ontology annotation, biological process: transcription elongation by RNA polymerase II. NCBI's taxonomy places the organism in Eukaryota, Viridiplantae, Streptophyta, Magnoliopsida, Asterales, Asteraceae. The coding region runs from base 150 to 2081 and encodes 643 amino acids. The record is from RefSeq and is a predicted model, not a curated record. Gene Ontology annotation, cellular component: Cdc73/Paf1 complex. Gene Ontology annotation, molecular function: RNA polymerase II complex binding; chromatin binding.
CAACCGAUUAAACCGUUUAUGAGCCCAAAACAAAAACAUUAUUUACCAUACAAAAGCAUUAUUUACCCCUCCAUCUUCGUCUAGAAGCUUCCUCUGAAACAUCAUCCUGCACGCAGCCAUUGAUUCCGGCAUCUUUUUUGAACUCCUGCAUGGCGUCGUACCGUCCGUUCCCUCCGCCGCCACCUCAUCCGUCCGGUCCACCACCGCCACCACCAGGAGGAAAUAUGUAUACCCAGAUAUGGAAUUAUCCAAAUUACACACCUCCACCUAUAAACCCUAAUUUAAACCACCAACAACAGUUUUUAUCAUAUCCACCACCACAACCACUACAGCCACCACAACAACCACCACCACCAGCAGGACAAAUGUACUUUCCACCUUCACAGUACCCUCAGUUCAAUAAGCAGUCUCUGCAGCAACCACCGCCUCCGCCUCCACCGCCAUCUUCGUCUCCUCCGAGUUCGGCAAUCCCGCCACCGCCUUCGUCACACCCGCCUUCGCCUCCACCGCCUCCUUCGUCAGUCUCCGCAACUAAUGAAAUCAAGGAACAUAGACAGAUUGACCAUCAAGAUUCAUCCAAUGACCCGGCAGGAUCAAAACGGCACGAACCGUCUUCGCACCAGAAGGUUGAUUCUAAACCGCAUGUUAAGAAGUUGGCUUCUGCGGUACCUCCGGUUCCGGUGAGAACGGUUAACAGUGUUGAGGUGGAAGAAGAAAGGAGGAGAAAGAAGAGAGAGAUGGAGAAACAUAGGAGGCAAUUGAAGGAAUCUCAUAAUAAAGUUAUGGAAAAAACUUCUUCGAGCGUUAAACCACGUGGUUCAAUCAGUGGUUCGCAUAUUGGUGGGAGGAGGGCGGCGCCUUUAUUGAGUGGUGAACGGAGUGAUAAUCGAUUGAAAAAGCCAACGACGUUUCUCUGCAAGUUAAAGUUCCGGGAUGAGUUGCCAGACACGACCGCUCAACCAAAGCUUCUGUCUUUAAAAAGAGACGAAGAUCGAGCUGCUAAAUACGCUAUCACUUCAUUGGAAAAAGUGCACAAGCCUCAGUUAUAUGUCGAGCCAGAUCUCGGAAUACCACUUGACCUACUUGAUCUUACUGUAUACAAUGCUUCAAAAGACGAAAGAUUGCACGUUGCCCCAGGGGAUGAAAAACUGUUGCAAGAAGAUUCUUCAGCGACACCUAUUAAAAGCAAUGGCUUAAAACGAAAGGAACGCCCUACAGAUAAAGGCAUGUCGUGGUUGGUAAAAACACAAUAUAUAUCCUCUCUUAGCACAGAAGCCACGAGGCAGUCUUUAAGUGAAAAACAAGCGAAAGAACUCAGGGAAACACGUGGACUCAACAUACUAGACACUUUUAAUAGCAGGGAACGAAAAAUCCAGGAUAUUGAGGCGUCAUUUGAGGCGUGUAAAUCACAUCCUGUUCACGCUACUAAUAAAAAGCUGCAGCCCGUAGAGAUUUUACCAUUAUUUCCUGAUUUUGAACGGUGGGAUGAACAAUUUGUUGUUGCAACCUUUGACGGUGCUCCGACUGCUGAUUCCGAAAGCUAUAAUAAAAUGGACAAGUCUGUUCGUGAUGCUCAUGAAUCUCGGGCGAUAAUGAAAAGUUUUGUGGCAAGUACUCCGGGUUCAGCUAAACCCGACAAGUUUUUAGCUUAUAUGGUUCCUUCAGUUGGUGAGUUAUCCAAGGAUGCGUGUGAUGAAAACGAAGAUAUUUCUUACACUUGGGUUCGCGAGUAUCAUUGGGAUGUUCGUGGUGAGGAUGCGGAUGACCCUACGAAUUACCUCGUGGCAUUUGGUGAAUUCGAGGCUCGCUACAUGCGGCUGCCUACGAAACUCAUUUUAAGAAAAAAGAGAGCGAGGGAAGGAAAAACGAGUGAUGAGGUGGAGCAUUUUCCUGUACCAGCAAGUAUAACCGUAAGGCAAAGAUCAAAGGUUUCAGUAGAAAUGACCGAAACCGAGGAGAGGAAUUCAAAUUCUAGACACGAUGGAGGAAUAGAUAUGGAAGAUGAACAACAAAACGACAUGCAAGACGGUGACGGUGGUAUGGAUCAGUUGAGUGGAGCUGAAUAUGACAUGUCUGAUUAACAUUUUAUAAAUAAAGAUGAUAAACAGCUGCUUGGAAUCAGAUUAAGGUUAAGUGGGUUUUUAUAGAAGGAAAAAAACAGAAGGGUAGGACAAAACAGGCUAGAGUUAUUUGGAAGUGGAUUUAAGGUUGUUUGACCAGUUUUGUUGUGUUGGUAGGUGUACAUUAUUAAGCAGAUACUUCUGUAGAGGGAUGUGGUAAUAGCAUAUAACAUAGCCAUUUUGGUAGCUA